CGCGUGUGGACUCAUGGUAACUAUUGUUUACGAAACGUAGCUUCGUAGGACUACAGCCAUCUCAGUGUGUGGAGAAGGGCAACAGAAUCUGAGCUACAUGGUUUGAACAAGUAAAAUUUUGCGAAGAUUUUUACACCAGCUAGCAUCAUGAAAUCUGAGAGUCGACAAAGAGCUGGGAAAAGCAAUAAGAGCAAACACCCACCACCUAAACAGAGUGAAGAUCGUCAUAACAUGGACAAACACAACAGCAAAGCAAGGCAACAGAGCAAUGAAUUCGACCAAAAAACAAACGUGACCUUCAGGAAAGUAGGUCUCCUCCUGCUCACCCUCACUCUCGUCUGUUCAACAGUCCUCCUCAUUGGUAGCUAUUUCCACAGCAGUGAAAUUGCAGGCAAUAACGUCGUGCAAUCGUGCCACCGUGGCUUGAGUGACUGUGUCGCGGAAUCUCCCAGCGUAAUGGCUGGUCAUAUAAACGAACACAGUCCAACUCAAAAUGGAAUUGACGAAACGUCUGACGAUGAUAAACAUUUGCUAGCACGUCAAAGCACUAGUGACAAGUCUGAUGUCAGUGAACAUAAUGAUGCCACAUACGACGAGAGUUCGAUAGAGGUAACAGAUACGGAAGAGAAAAAUCGAACGUCAGCAAACUCUGACGCUAGCGGAAACGAGCCGAAAACGAACAAACAAUAUGAUAACAUCGAUGCAAUAGAUGGCGCCGCCGGUAGCAAAACCGGCGUCAGCGACGAGCGGCAUCUCACGUCGCCCGCGCGGAGUCCCGUCGCCGGGGCAACGUUCCAACCGAUCUUCGGCGGCGGUGGCGACAUCAAGCGCAUCCUGUUCUGGACGCCGAUGUUCAGAGCGCGCGACUGGGACGUCGGCGUCGGCCGGCGAGCAUUCGACCGCUGCGCAGAGCGGCGCUGCGAGACGGUCGUCGAUCGCGCGCUGCUACUUUCCAGUGACGCCGUUCUCUUCCACAUGCGCGACGUGAGGCGGGGCGACGUCCCCGCCGCGCGAUCGCCGCGACAGAAGUGGGUGUUCGCUCUGAAGGAGUCGCCGUGGUACAGCUGGGCGCACCGCUUCACGGAGCUUCGCGACGCGUUCAACUGGACGAUGACGUACCGGCGCGACUCCGACGUGCCGUGGCUGUACGGCGAGUUUCGUCACAAGGGGGCGCCGGCUGACCGCGGCGAGUUUCCCCGCGAGGGGGCGCCGGUGCGGGGGUUCGCCGCGGGGAAGACGAAGCUGGUCGCGUGGUUUGCGAGUCGCUGCAAUGCGAUCAGCGAGAGCAUGCGCUACGUCGACGAACUACGGCGCCACCUGCCGGUGGACGUGUACGGCGCGUGCGGGCCGCUGCGGUGCCCACGCAGCGAGAGCGCACGUUGCUACGCGAUGCUCGCGCGCGACUACAAGUUCUACCUCGCCUUCGAGAACAGCGUCUGCCGCGACUACGUCACCGAGAAGUUGUUCCUUGCGAUGAACGCCAGCGUCGUUCCCGUUGUCCUCGGCGGCGCUGACUACCGGCGCCACCUGCCGCCGCGCUCCUACAUCGACGUGCGCGACUUUGCGUCGCCGCGCGACCUCGCGCGCCACCUCGCCGAGAUCGACGGUGACGACGCGCGCUACAACGAGUAUUUCGCGUGGCGGAGCGACUUCGAGCUCGCAACACUCACCGACAACGCCAACGCCAUCUGUGGUCUGUGUGCGAAGCUGCACGGCGACGACGGCGUGCGAGUGUCGUCAUACGAGGACGUGCACGCGUGGUGGAACCGCACCGCCGACUGCGAGAAAGGCAUCUACGAACUACUCGAUCAAGCGUGAGGCGGCCGGGAGCGGUGGUGGGGCGUGUGUGGCAGCCGCGAGUGAGGUGGCUGGGAGUGUGGCAGCCACGAGUGAGGCGGAGCAUUUGUGUGAAGAGUAACAGUGUCCGUCCAACUAACUUCGAGUUUAUGUGGCGAUUUUACUCUCCUGCGUUGCAUAGGAAUGAGGAGGGGGACAUUGAUUUUGAUGCUGAUCUGCCAUUCACGUGAAGUUAUUGGAGGGAUCGUGCAGGGGCAUUUUUUGCUGAUCUGCGAAGACUAGGCCCUUUGGCAUUGAGACCGCCUUUAGUUUCGUCGUAAAAAUUUCGCCCGCAAAUUUCUAAGCGUGUAAAACGAUAAAUCGUCAGACGGAUGCCACUUGGUAGCUUGCUCUGCGUAUUUUAUUGCAUAAAUUAUAUGUAGCUUAUCCUUAUCGGUUGUUAUCAGCACUGGCAUCUAGUUAGCACUAAUGGGAAGCCCAUGGUUUUACAUCAUUUAUUGACAUAUCCUGUCUGGUUGGAGAAAUUCAUAUCUGCUGAAAUACCAGGUAUGCUAAAAAUGUCAAAUUAUUUUAUUGCCACAAAAAUGAGAUUUUAAAAUGUAUUUUCGUCUGGAAUGCGAGAUCAUGUUAUGUCUCAAAUGGUAUUUAUAUAUAUAUAUAUAUAUAUAUAUAUAUAAGAAUUCUAAGCCACUGAACGUUUUUUAUUCAUGGAUUUGCAUUUUUAUACAUUUUUUGCAAUAUUUUAUAUUCUUACGAUCUGAUGAAGUAGGUAACCAUGCUCUAUGCAAUAUCAGGAAAAAUUCUGUCAUUUACAGUGUAUAUAUAAUACAUUGUGCUCAAUAAAGAUUUUUAUAUAAAUCUA
Priapulus caudatus is the source of this 2659-nucleotide messenger RNA. Its product is annotated as alpha-(1,3)-fucosyltransferase C-like. Gene Ontology annotation, molecular function: alpha-(1->3)-fucosyltransferase activity. The coding region runs from base 148 to 1818 and encodes 556 amino acids. Lineage: Eukaryota; Metazoa; Priapulida; Priapulimorpha; Priapulimorphida; Priapulidae. The transcript is spliced from 3 exons. The record is from RefSeq and is a predicted model, not a curated record. Gene Ontology annotation, cellular component: membrane.